This is a messenger RNA of Symphalangus syndactylus (siamang), 2038 nucleotides long. Its product is annotated as putative POTE ankyrin domain family member M. Gene Ontology annotation, molecular function: protein binding. The record is from RefSeq and is a predicted model, not a curated record. Lineage: Eukaryota; Metazoa; Chordata; Mammalia; Primates; Hylobatidae.
UGCUAGUUGGUGAAACUGGUUGGUAGACGCGAUCUGCUCGCUACCACUGGUCUCUCCUGGCUGUUAAAAGCAGAUGGUGGCUGAGGUUGGUUCAAUGCCGGCUGCCUCCUCUAUGAAGAAGCCAUUUGGUCUCAGAAGCAAGAUGGGCAAGUGGUGCUGCCACUGCUUCCCCUGCUGCAGGGGGAGAGGCAAGAGCAACGUGAGCACUUCUGGAGACCACGACGACUCUGCUAUGAAGACGCUCAGAAGCAAGAUGGGCAAGUGGUGCUGCCAUUGCUUCCCCUGCUGCAGGGGGAGAGGCAAGAGCAACGUGGGCGCUUCUGGAGACCGCGAUGACUCCGCUGUGAAGACACUCAGAAGCAACGUGGGCGCUUCUGGAGACCACGAUGACUCCGCUGUGAAGACGCUCAGAAGCAACGUGGGCGCUGCUGGAGACCACGAUGACUCCGCUGUGAAGACGCUCAGAAGCAACGUGGGCGCUUCUGGAGACCACGAUGACUCCGCUGUGAAGACGCUCAGAAGCAACGUGGGCGCUUGGGAAGACUACGAUGACAGCGCCUUCAUGGAGCCCGGGUACCACGUCCAUCGAGAAGAUCUGGACAAGCUCCACAGAGCUGCCUGGUGGGGUAAAGUCCCCAGAAAGGAUCUCAUCGUCAUGCUUAGGGACACUGAUGUGAACAAGAAGGACAAGCAAAAGAGGACUGCUCUACAUCUGGCCUCUGCCAGUGGGAAUUCAGAAGUAGUAAAACUCCUGCUGGACAGACGAUGUGAACUUAAUGUCCUUGACGACAAAAAGAGGACAGCUCUGACAAAGGCCGUACAAUGCCAGGAAGAUGAAUGUGCAUUAAUGUUGCUGGAACAUGGCACUGAUCCAACUAUUCCAGAUGAGUAUGGAAAUACCAGUCUGCACUAUGCUAUCUACAAUGAAGAUAAAUUAAUGGCCAAAGCACUGCUCUUAUACGGUGCUGAUAUCGAAUCAAGAAACGAGCUUGGCCUCACACCACUGUUACUUGGUGUACAUGAACAAAAACAGCAAGUGGUGAAAUUUUUAAUCAAGAAAAAAGCUAAUUUAAAUGCACUGGAUAUAUAUGGAAGAAUUUGCCAGUUACUUUCUGACUACAAAGAAAAACAGAUGCUAAAAGCUUCUUCUGAAAACAGCAAUCCAGAACAAGACUUAAAGCUGCCAUCCGGGGAAGAGUCACAAAGGCUUAAAGGAAGUCAAAAUGGCCAGCCAGAGAAAAUGUCUCAAGAACCAGAAAUAAAUAAGGAUGGUGAUAGAGAGCUAGAAAAUUUCAUGGCUAUCGAAGAAGGAAUGAAGAAGCACGGAAGUAUUCAUGUGGGAUUCCCGGAAAACCUGACUCAUGGUGCGGCUGCUGGCAAUGGUGAUGAUGGAUUAAUUCCUCCAAGGAAGAGCAGAACACCUGAAAGCCAGCAAUUUCCUGACACUGAGAAUGAAGAGUAUCACAGUGACGAACAAAAUGAUAUUCAGAAACGACUUUCUGAAGAACAGAACACUGGAAUAUUACAAGAUGAGAUUCUGAUUCAUAAAGAAAAGCAGAAAGAAGUGGCUGAAAAGAAAAUGAAUUCUGAGCUUUCUCUUCGUUAUAAGAAAGAAAAAGACCUCUUGCAUGAACAUAGUAGGUUGCAGGAAGAAAUUGCCAUGCUAAGACUGAAGCUAGACAUAAUGAAACAUCAGAGCCAGCUAAGAGAAGAGAAAUAUUUGGAGGAAAUUGAAAGUGUGAGAAAAAAGACUGAUAAUCUUUUAAAGGCUCUACAAUUGAGUGAGCUCAUCAUGGAUGAUGAUACUGCCGUGCUCGUCAUUGACAACGGCUCUGACGUGUGCAAGGCCGGCUUUGCGGGCGACGAUGCCCCCCGGGCUGUCUUCCCUUCCAUCGUGGGGCACUCCAGGCACCAGGGCAUGAUGGGGGGCAUGCGUCAGAAGGAGUCCUAUGUGGUCAACGAGGCCCAGAGCAAGCAUCCUGACCCUGAAGUACCCCAUGGAGCAAGGCAUCAUCGCCAACUGGGACGACUGGGCUAA